Molecule: messenger RNA, 954 nt
Organism: Pomacea canaliculata
Lineage: Eukaryota; Metazoa; Mollusca; Gastropoda; Architaenioglossa; Ampullariidae
Exons: 5
Coding region: 401-940 (179 amino acids)
Source: RefSeq, a predicted model, not a curated record
ACUGAUGUUGAUGGGUCGUGAGUUAUAGAUGGGAAGAAAAAAACGACAAGCACAAAACAUAAAAUGUAAUAGCAACCAAAAGGAAGAAAGUGGACACAUUAAAUAAAGCCACGUGAUCACAAGAAACCGAAAUUUAUUCACCGUCGUCACGCGGAGCUUAAGUGUAAGAAGGAUGUGUAGACGCCUGCGGGCAACUCGAAGACAAACGACGUCCUGUACUCCCUUCUUUUCUUGUCUUCGAGAGUUUUCUUGAGAACUACGCCUGACUCAUCAUUCGCCUUCUCGGAAUAUCCUAUCACCCCUACUAUAAGUAUUUAUCGGCCUUAAGGCAGACUGGCUCAACAGUUUUUAUCGAAACCUGACUUGAGUCUGUGAAAAACCAAAACUUGAGGCAGCCACCAUGAAAGCCUGCACGGUGUUGUUCUUCUUGUCUACCUUCUGGGCCUCAGCAGAAUCUGCAGCAGUGCCUCCUGCCUGCAACAAAUCAGAGCAGUCCUACCUGUUCAACUCGUGUCUGCUUCCGUUUGGAGUGGCUCACCUCAAGUUCCUCCCCGUUAUGCGUGCAUCACAGACCUGCCUGCGACAAAACAUCCAGUGCCAGGCUGCGCGGCAAGCUGUCACGUGCAUUAACAAUCUGGAGAAAACUCGGCUUACCAAUGCCUGCUGGGAUGGCAUGAGAGGAACUCUCGAUUUCUUACUAGAUCAACACCAGUUCCACUGCAUUUACGCGGACUUGGAGGCGACAUGUUAUAAUAUUAAGGAAACCCCCAUCACUCUCAUCUCAAAAUCUGACAAGGCAAUGGGGCAUCAGGAUGAUCAGAACACACUUUCACAUAAAAGCCUGUCUUCUCCAGUAUUGUCUCCAUACACUUUAAAGACGCUCUUAGGACGAGCCCCCCAAAAAACAGGAAAUCUAAAAAAAAAAUACAAUGGACAUUAAAACAUAAAAUGGUU